Alternaria ventricosa is the source of this 930-nucleotide messenger RNA. RefSeq lists its product as uncharacterized. The record is from RefSeq and is a predicted model, not a curated record. Gene Ontology annotation, cellular component: cytoplasm. The coding region runs from base 1 to 930 and encodes 309 amino acids. The transcript has a single exon. Lineage: Eukaryota; Fungi; Ascomycota; Dothideomycetes; Pleosporales; Pleosporaceae.
AUGACCGCCCCUCAUUCUUCCGGUGCCGGUGUCGACUCCAACCGCAAACUCAUCUGGGCGAGCGUCUACCGCACCCUCCUCCAACACGCCCUUCCCGACGCGCGCUUCAACCAUGACUACAUGUCCUUCACCCCCGACUUCCGCGGCUCAGCGUCCGCCAUCGACCGCCUAACCACGCUCCCAUGCUACCAAUCCGCCGCCGUAAUCCUCAUCACACCCGACAACAGCCUCGAGCAACUACGAUGCCGGGCGCUGAAAGACGGAAAAAAAGUCCUCGUCGCUACAUACCGCCUACGCCGCGGUUUCGUCCUCUUACAUCCCGGGCAUAUAGCCGAGAGUAAAUACGAAAUCGCGGCUUGUCUAGACGGCAUGGAGAAGCCUGGGGUGGGGCGGUCGGUGUCGCUGGCGCAGAUGCGCGAUGAAGGACUAAGGGUGGAUAUGUGCGUCACGGGGGGUUUGGUGUUCAACGCGCAGGGCGUGACGAUCUGGGAAGGGCAUAAUCUAUUUGAGAUACAAUGGGCGAUGCUAUCGGACCUAGGUGUUUUACACACGCAGACACCUGUUGUGGCAGUCGUACAUGACUGUCAGGUCGUUGAUGAGAUAGCGCUGGGUGUGGAGAAAGUAACACCGAUGCGGAAGGGAGAGGUACAGUGUGACUUUGUUGUUACACCGGAUGCGAUGUAUGAGAUUGAGGGUGCGGUUAAACCUAGCGGGGGUGUAGACUUUGAUGCUGUAGAUCCGGAGGGCGUGGAGAAUAUUCCGCCGUUGCAGGAAUUGAGGGGGAUUAGGAUGAUGGAGAAGAUUAUGCAGAAGGAAGGGUUUGUAUCUGAGAAGGCAGAUGGGGAAGGGGAGGGUGAGGGGAAGAUGAGUGAGGAGGAGCAGAUGGGGGUUAGUAUUGUGGAGAAGCUGAUGCAGAGUUAUAGGGCGUAG